AUGGAUAUCUACAACGAAGCUGUUCAGCUGUUGGAGCAGGAUGCCUACUUGGAGUAUGAGCAGAAGGAAGCAUUGGCUCUUGUACUUGUAGCUGUGGCCGUAAGCAAGGCAAAAGCUAGGGGUAGAGCCAGGAAGCGUGUUAGGAAGGCCAAAACAGUGUGGGUACGUGGGUGGCUCCUACAACGCCAACAGCAUGGCUGGCACGAGAAACUGAUGAAGCAACUGGAAGAAGGAGAUGUGAGGUCAUUCAAGACUUUUCUGAGGGUUCAUCCAGAGAUGUUCAUGAAGUUGGUGGCUGACUUUACUCCCAAGAUUCAGAAGCAAGACACUAACUACAGGAAGGCUCUUCCUGCUGGUUUGAAGGUUGCUAUCACUUUGAGGUUCCUUGCUACAGGAAACUCCUACAAGAGCCUGUCCUAUGGUUUCCGUUUGGCUCCGAACACCAUUGUCAGUAUUGUCCCAGAAGUGUGCCAAGCCAUCUACGAUGGGUAUCAUGAGGGGGCCGUCAAGUGUCCAUCUACACCAGACGAGUGGAAAGAAGUGGCUAAAGGUUUUUCUGAGAAGUGGAACUUCCAUCACGUAUGUGGUGCACUGGACGGGAAGCAUAUCAGAAUACUUGCACCUCCACGAUCAGGCAGUGUCUAUUACAACUACAAAGGAUACUUUUCCAUCAUCAUGCUGGCGUUGGUAGAUGCGGAUUAA
This is a messenger RNA of Pecten maximus, 702 nucleotides long. RefSeq lists its product as uncharacterized. Bases 1 to 702 code for a protein of 233 amino acids. The record is from RefSeq and is a predicted model, not a curated record. Lineage: Eukaryota; Metazoa; Mollusca; Bivalvia; Pectinida; Pectinidae. The transcript has a single exon.